AGCAUGUGCUGAGUCAAGGCUCCUGCUCUCCCUGCAGCCUCCUAGAACUGGUGGGAGGGGAAAAUGGAGGAGACAAGCCUGAGAAACAGGAGAGAGGAUGAGAGGUCCGUCCAGAGCAUCCAGAGUAAGGAACCCAAGACCACAAGUCUCCAGAAGGAGGUGGGCCUGCUCAGCGGCAUCUGCAUCAUCGUGGGCACCAUCAUCGGCUCUGGGAUCUUCAUCUCCCCCAAGUCUGUGCUCAGCAACACGGAAGCCGUGGGGCCCUGCCUCAUCAUAUGGGCAGCCUGUGGGGUCCUUGCAACGCUGGGGGCCCUGUGCUUUGCGGAGCUUGGUACGAUGAUCACCAAGUCGGGGGGCGAGUACCCUUACCUGAUGGAGGCCUUCGGGCCCAUCCCUGCCUACCUCUUUUCCUGGACCAGCCUGUUUGUCAUAAAGCCCACAUCCUUCGCCAUCAUCUGCCUCAGCUUCUCCGAGUAUGUCUGUGCGCCCUUCUACUCAGGCUGCAAGCCCCCCCCAGUUGUUGUGAAAUGCCUGGCUGCCGCUGCUAUCUUGCUCAUCACCACGGUGAACUCGCUGAGCGUGCGGCUGGGGAGCUACGUCCAGAAUGUGUUCACGGCGGCCAAGCUGGUGAUCGUGGCCAUCAUCAUCCUCAGCGGCCUGGUCCUCCUGGCCCAAGGAAAUACAAGGAAUUUUGAGAAUUCUUUUGAGGGCACAAAACUGUCUGUGGGAGCCAUCAGUCUGGCAUUUUAUAACGGACUCUGGGCGUACGACGGAUGGAAUCAACUCAAUUACAUCACGGAAGAACUUAGAAACCCUUUCAGAAACCUGCCCUUGGCCAUCAUCAUCGGGAUCCCGCUGGUGACAGGCUGCUACAUCCUCAUGAAUGUUUCCUACUUCACUGUGAUGACUCCCACGGAGCUCCUGCAGUCCCAGGCGGUGGCCGUGACGUUUGGUGACCGUGUUCUCUAUCCGGCCUCUUGGGUGGUUCCACUGUUCGUGGCCUUUUCCACCAUUGGUGCCGCCAACGGGACCUGCUUCACAGCGGGCAGACUUGUGUACGUGGCGGGCCGGGAAGGCCACAUGCUCAAAGUGCUGUCCUACAUCAGCGUCAAGCGCCUGACUCCAGCCCCUGCCAUCAUCUUUUAUGGUAUCAUAGCGACUAUUUAUAUCAUCCCUGGUGACAUAAACUCAUUGGUCAAUUACUUCAGUUUUGCCGCAUGGCUGUUUUAUGGCCUGACGAUUCUGGGAUUGGUUGUGAUGAGGUUUACGAAGAAAGACCUGGAAAGGCCUAUCAAGGUGCCCAUUUUCAUCCCCAUCAUGGUGACCCUCAUAUCUGUGUUCCUGGUUGUGGCCCCGAUCAUCAGCGAACCUGCGCUGGAGUAUCUCUACUGUGUAUUAUUUAUGCUGAGCGGCCUUAUAUUUUACUUCCUUUUUGUCCACUAUAAGUUUGGAUGGGCUCAGAAAAUCUCAAAGCCCGUCACCAUGUACCUCCAGAUGCUGAUGGAAGUUGUACCACCAGAGGAGGCUCCAGAGGAACGGGCCCAGCCUCUGGGAGCCACAUCCAAACCGCGAUGAAUUUAUUUUUGUAAGCGAUUAUUUGUGGUUAUUUCCUCCUGAUGUUUUUCCUUAAGAAAAAAAA
This is a messenger RNA of Odobenus rosmarus divergens (Pacific walrus), 1639 nucleotides long. It is a transcript of the gene SLC7A9, whose product is annotated as solute carrier family 7 (glycoprotein-associated amino acid transporter light chain, bo,+ system), member 9. Gene Ontology annotation, cellular component: membrane. Gene Ontology annotation, biological process: amino acid transmembrane transport. Lineage: Eukaryota; Metazoa; Chordata; Mammalia; Carnivora; Odobenidae. The transcript is spliced from 12 exons. Bases 64 to 1575 code for a protein of 503 amino acids. Gene Ontology annotation, molecular function: L-amino acid transmembrane transporter activity. The record is from RefSeq and is a predicted model, not a curated record.